UCACAUUAUGAUUUGGUUGCCAGAUCAGGGAAAAGCAAGGCAAGCUAAAGAGAUAAGGUUGAAAUUCUAUUCAAUGGUUCCCCAAGCAUGACCUCGAGAUUCAUCACAUUUGAGAGAGAUGGAAGAGGAAAACCAAAUUAAGCUACAUGGAAUGUGGGGUAGCACUUUCACUAAGAGGGUAGAGCUGGCCCUCAAACUUAAGGGCAUACCCUAUGAAUAUAUUGAAGAAGAUUUGAGCAACAAGAGCCAAUUGGUCCUCAAGUACAAUCCUGUUCACAAGAAGGUUCCUGUCCUUGUUCACAAUGGAAAACCCAUCAUUGAGUCUCUCAUCAUUCUUGAAUAUAUCGAUGAAACCUGGAAGAAUGCUCCCCGGUUGCUGCCUGAUGACCCCUAUGAAAGAGCCAAAGUUCUCUUCUGGGCCAGUUUUCUCCAUCAACAGUUGUUUGAGGAUAUGGGUCGAGUAAUCACAUCUGAUGGAGAAGCACAAGAGAAAGCCACAAAAGACUUGUUUGAGAAGCUGACAAUUUUGGAAGAGGGAAUGAAGGAAUUCUUUCCAGGGGGCACUCCUUCCAUUAAUGGUGAAAACAUGGGACUCCUGGACAUUCUAAUGUAUGCAUUAUUUGGUCCGUACAAAGCUCAUGAAGAAGUCCUGGAAAUGAAGACGAUCGACCCAGAAAGGAACCCACUGUUAUUCUCAUGGGUGAUGGCUCUAACGGAGCUACCUGUGGUGAAAGAGUCAACCCCUCCUCAUGAGAAGCUCGUGGCCCUUGUUCAGUUUAUCAGAGAGAAUGCUCUUCAGUCCUGUGUGGCUUGACCACCUAAUAAUGCGACAAAUGGAGUUUGUGCCUUGCGCUGAUUAGUCUUCUUCUGUGUGGCCCUUCCAUCCGUGUAGAGUAAGUGACAGCAGAAACCCCAGGAUCUUAGCGGGUUCUGCCGACCAAGACUAGCCAUUAUGUUUUUGGAUUUUGCUUGUAACAGGGCACAAACACAACUUUGUUUCACCCACUUGGUUCAAAUAUAAGAAAUUUUUUUAGCAGAGGGCA
Molecule: messenger RNA, 1043 nt
Organism: Vitis riparia (riverbank grape)
Lineage: Eukaryota; Viridiplantae; Streptophyta; Magnoliopsida; Vitales; Vitaceae
Product: glutathione S-transferase U9-like
Exons: 2
Coding region: 119-814 (231 amino acids)
Biological process (GO): glutathione metabolic process
Cellular component (GO): cytoplasm
Molecular function (GO): glutathione transferase activity
Source: RefSeq, a predicted model, not a curated record